Daphnia pulicaria is the source of this 1356-nucleotide messenger RNA. RefSeq lists its product as uncharacterized. The transcript is spliced from 7 exons. Lineage: Eukaryota; Metazoa; Arthropoda; Branchiopoda; Diplostraca; Daphniidae. Bases 102 to 1124 code for a protein of 340 amino acids. The record is from RefSeq and is a predicted model, not a curated record.
UUAAACUUUCGUUAACCAUGUGGUUAACAGACGUGGGAAUAAAUAGGGCGGUGAUGACAUUUCCACUCUAAGAAUUCUAGGAAGGCAUUCAUGCGUGAAAGAUGGAAAAUUGCAGCGAUAAUUACACCAACAGUAUUCCAAAUGUCGCUCAAAACAUAGAAGAUCUAGGUGGUUGGGUUUCUGUAGGAUAUAUUGGAGUAGUCACAUCUUCCCUUUUGCUUUGUCUCUAUUUGUACAAUGUGUGCAUUUAUAUUAUGGAGAACCCGUCAUGGGCGAGAAGACACCAAGCCUGGAUUACGUCCCUUCCAAUGGCAAUCUCAUUUCUUUCAUUGGCAUCGUUUUUCGUUCCUCGAGCCGCCGUCACUUGCGAUGCUGUCAAAUUCACAUACAUGCUAUUUAUUGUGGUGCAGUUCGUUGAAACUACAUUCGUUGUUUGCGGCGGCGAGAAAGUUCUGCUAGACGAUUUGAUUCGUCAAAAUGCUCAGUGGUAUUGGUUGACGCUACCGUUUCGCAUAGUACAGUUCUUUCCCUUCAUUAUCACCAAAAAUCUGCUACGCUUGAUCGUUGGGCUGAUUUAUCAGGCCUUCGUCUCCCAGUUGCUGUUGACCAUUCUAAUGGCCGUACUUGAACACGCUGAAGUCCUGCAACGUGACGCGACUAAUGUAGCCUUUGGGACCAUUCUUGGUUUGAACAUUUUUACCUUAACUGUGGGAUUGUUCUUCUUCAAUGUUCUCAUUGUUGGUCUCAGUUCCCAUUGUGACUGUUCCUGGCCUAAAUGUCGCUGUUCUAAACGUCCAUCAUCCCUCGAGUUGAAAUGGCCAAAGUUUAUGGAGAAAUACUACGCACUUCUUUGCUUCAUUGGUUUCCAAAAGGCUCAUAGCCCUUUAAUCAGCAUUUUUACUUUCACCAAUUAUGAAUCUCCAAUUCUUACAUGGAACACACUCGACGCGAUGGCAUCGAUGCUUGAAGCUUUCAUUUUUGGCAUACUCUUUUUCUGCUUCUUUAAAGAUGUCGUUGACGAUCCAAAUACUCACACCAAUGAUUCAGCCGCUAAUGUCGUCGAAGAGCCGCUUGUAACUCAGCGACCAGCCAUCAACGAAUUAGUCCAUGAAACUGUUUUUUAAAAAGUGCCAAAAUUUAAUGCCAUGACUUACAUUCUGUGAAUUUCGCCAAAAGAAGAGUGUUCUAUGGAACUAAAAAAUGCCCCAUUUGUUCCAAAUAUCGAUUAGAAGCAAAUGAAUUCUUAUUAUUACCUUAUUUACUCAAAUGUUACUUACUAUUUAUGUUUUUACUUACUAAAUUUUCGCUCAAAGUGGAUGAUAUCAACUGUUUAUCAAUACAAAUUUUCGCAAAUUU